CGGAGGGCGGGGGGUACGAACGGGAACCUCGGCGGUGCCGGGGGGAUGCUCAGGGGAGCCCUCAGGUUCAUUGUGAAACAGCUGCAGAGGGGAAUGAGCAGCAAACCACAACCCUCAGGUGUGUGCUGGGAGCUGGGCAAGGUGCAGAGGGCUCCUGGGAGCCUGGAGGAGCUGGGAUGGAAAUCCAACCAAUGUUGAGCUGAUUGAGCUGUUUGUCUUCACCAGGAGGAGGAUCUGGCAUUUAAAAGUGAUUUUUUUCCCACAAAUAUUAUUAUGGCUUGUUCCUCAGCGUUAUUUUUCUAGCUGCUGGGAUUGUCCCUGCAUGGCCCAGUUCGGAGCUCUCCUCGUUCCUUAGCAACCACAGAGGCAGCAGGGAAAAUCCUGGAUGUCUCCAGCUGGGAUCCUGACCAAGACCCGUGUUUUUCCUGGGAAUGGAGGUGCCCUUUGUGCUUCUCCUAACGAGGCUCGUGGCAGAAGUUGCCGGCAAAUCCACGGAAAACUCGGUGGGUGCUCCAUGAUUUCUCCAAUCCAGGUCUCAGAGCCGGAAUGUUGUGUGGAUGUGUUGGAUUCCAACAGCUCCUGCCCCGUCACCCACCAGUGCAGCCCAGGAUGCUACAGGAGGUGGAAUGAGGAUGGGAGCAGCAGCUGCAUUAAAUGCAGGAAUGAAACCCUGCCCGGCCCCUCUGGGCACAACCUCAGCGAGUGCAGAAAUGCUGGGAGCAGAGGGCUGAAUUCCCAAAUGAACGUGAGCACUGUCACUCCUUUCAUGCAGAACUUUGGGGGCCCAGAAGUCGCAGCUUCCCUCAUUUUGGGGACAUUUUUCAUCAGUUUAUUCCUGAUCCUCUCCGUGGCUUCUUUCUUCUACCUCAAACGAGCCAACAAACUCCCAAAUAUUUUCUACAGAAGAAACAAAGCAUCUGUUCUCCAGCCCAGUGAAACGGCAUCCAUGAUCUCUCCUCCAGCUUCUUCAGUGCGGAAGCCGCGCUACGUCCGCCGCGAGCGCUCCCUGGGCCCCUCCGGCCUGGCCCCGGCCGACAGCAGGGUCAGCAACGUCUGAGCCCUUCCCGAGAGUGUCCCAGCCCUUUUCCUGACUCCAUGGAAAACUCUGGAAGCUGCUGAUCCCACAGGAAGCCGAAGGGUUUGUGCCAAAUCAUCCCAAGCGAGAAGGUGGCACCAGCUCGGUGACAUUUGGGGACUUUGCAGGGCCCUGUCCCUGCUCCGGGGGUUCCUCCCUCUCCUCCAGAGGCUGUGGGGAGAAUCCUUGAGGAAUUUGGGGGACUUUCCCUGUUUGGGGAGAAUCCUUGAGGAAUCUGUGAGGAGAAUCCUUGAGGAAUUUGGGGGACAUUUCCCUGUUUGGGGAGAAUCCUUGAGGAAUCUGUGAGGAGAAUCCUUGAGGAAUUUGGGAGACUUGCCCUGUUUGGGGAGAAUCCUUAAGGAACCUUGGUGCAUUUUCCCUGCUGUGAGGAGAAUCCUUAAGGAAUUUGGGGGACUUGUCCUGUUUGGGGAGAAUCCUUGAGGAAUUUGGGGGACUUGCCCUGCUGUGAGGAGAAUCCUUAAGGAAUCUUGGUGCAUUUUCCCUGCUGUGAGGAGAAUCCUUGAGGAAUUUGGGGGACUUGCCCUGCUGUGAGGAGAAUCCUUAAGGAAUUUGGGGGACUUUCUCUGCUGUGAGGAGGAU
Messenger RNA from Corvus hawaiiensis (hawaiian crow), 1675 nucleotides. RefSeq names its product chromosome 22 C1orf159 homolog (gene C22H1orf159). Lineage: Eukaryota; Metazoa; Chordata; Aves; Passeriformes; Corvidae. The transcript is spliced from 12 exons. The coding region runs from base 386 to 1057 and encodes 223 amino acids. The record is from RefSeq and is a predicted model, not a curated record.